Owenia fusiformis is the source of this 1595-nucleotide messenger RNA. Lineage: Eukaryota; Metazoa; Annelida; Polychaeta; Sabellida; Oweniidae. The record is from the annotation of a GenBank genome assembly.
GCUUUCAAUAGAAGAUCUGACUCGCUCAAGUAUUGCUAGUGAGUGUUAAUAAAAUAAAGCUGUUACGCUGCAGAUUAAUUUCAGGAUAUUAGUUGACAUAACAGAAGACGGUAGAGGUUUUUACUUAUAAACACAAAUUUUAAACACUUUUAUUAAGUACACAGUUGAAGUAUCUCAUGGAACAAUGGGUAGAUGGAAGAAAAGACAAUGUGGAUUAAUCUCUCUAGCUCUUUUUACUAAUGCUAUAUUUAUGAUUUAUGUCAUAUCUUACACAAGCAGAACAACGGAAAUAUAUUCAACAUUUACGAAUGAUGGUCACUGUAGUACUAAAGGUUUGGCAAAGUUACCAGAUUCAACAAAUCGUAGGAAUAUAACAAAAAUCGUGAUUUUCACAUACUGGAGAAGUGGAUCAACUUUCGUCUCUGAAUUAUUUUCGCAGCAUCCAGAUGUGUUUUACAUGUAUGAGCCACUGCGUGCUUGUGACUGCUCAAAACACUGCGAUCAUCCCAAAGACAAUACCAUAAUACAAAAUGCAUACAUAAAAGACAUAUUGAAUUGUGAUUUCGAUAACAAUGAUUUUCUGUCAAGGUUAAAAGAUCAUAAAGAAUUCAAAUGGGAAGUAACUUUUCGUGGUGUUGAUGACUUUGAAAGUAUUCCACACCAGUGUGCCAGUAAAAAGAUAAAAGCGAUAAAAGUAAUCCGUGCAGAGUCAUUGGAGCGUGUUGCUGGUGUUCUAGGCAGUGACACUGCUUUGUUCUUCUUGACCAGAGAUCCUAGGGGUGUACUGAAUUCGAGGAAACAGUUUCCUUAUAUAUAUAUGAAUAUGGCUGGCAAAGUUAGAGACAUGAACGAAUUGUGCAAGAAGCAUUUAGCAAAUUAUGAAUUUCUGCAGGGACUCACCAGAAAAUCAGCAUCUCAAUUACGUAAUAUGCCAUUGAUAAAACUGAUUCAGUAUGAACACAUUGCUCAUGAUCCAUUAGGAAAUGCAAAGGAGUUGUAUGAGUUUAUUAAUAUUCCAUUUCAUGAUGGAGUUGCUGAUUGGAUAAAGAAAAAUACAGUGUCAGGACGUGACUCUAGCCCUUUUGGCACUAAACGCAAUUCAAAGAAGGUCUCAAACAAAUGGCAGAAUGAAUUAACGAAGAGAGAAAUGCAUAUGGUUCAUAGUAUCAACGAUUGUGCCAGAGUCAUUGAAUUUUUAGGAAAACGAUAAUUGGCAGUACAAUGAAAUAAGAAAAUAACUGGAUUUUGUAUUCAGUAGGAGACUGCAAAAUUUUUAUAGUGAUAUUGAAUUCUUGUAACAUUAAGACAACAUAUAUUGUAUAGACAAUGUUGAACAUGAUGCAAUUAACAUACUGUACUCAUUUGUCAAACAUCUAUUCUACAAUUAGACAAAAUUAUACAAAUGAAUUCUUUGCGAAAAGUGAAUUUAGUCUUUGUAAAAAUCCCACUGCUCAUGAAGAAGUCAAAAAAGAAAAAAAUAAUUUGUAUUUUCAAUAUCAAAGCAGUUAUGAAAUAUUUUAUUCUUAAAAUAUGUUUUGUUUCAUCAAUAAAAUGGAAAAUGCUGAUUGUUGGAUCCUUUGAUUGAUUCCUUUGAU